Molecule: messenger RNA, 969 nt
Organism: Acaulospora morrowiae
Lineage: Eukaryota; Fungi; Glomeromycota; Glomeromycetes; Diversisporales; Acaulosporaceae
Source: the annotation of a GenBank genome assembly
AUGUCAUCGGAUAACAAAUCGAGUAUAAUAGACUCUGGCGCAGCAGCAAUCAUCAGUAGCAUCACAUCUAAAAGUGGUGUUAUUUUUCAUAUUAUCCGCACUACUCCCCUCAAAAACUUUUAUUCCGGUAUAUCGGUCGCCAUCGCUAUAGGAAUUCCGGCUCUAUCGACUUAUCUCUAUAUGUAUGACAAUACAAAGUACUAUCUUUCAACAAAGCUUGGAAUUAAUAAUGAUAGAGUCAUCAAUCAUAUGAUAAGUGGGGCAUUAGCAGAAACAGUGAGUGGAAUGUUCUGGACACCAAUGGAGGUAGUAAAGAGUAAAUUGCAAACCGGAGUUGGUUACGUUAAGGAGGAUUUUAGAGGUAAUACGAUUGGAAAAGUGGUCGGUCGGGAUAAUAGAGGCGGCACAUUAAAUUUAAUAAGAAUGAUAUUCGAUAAAGAAGGAAUAAGGGGAUUUUAUAGAGGAUACUUUCUUGCGCUUGCGGUUUUCAUUCCACACACAGUUACCUAUUUUGUAAUUUAUGAAAAAUGUAAGGCUUGGGAGCGUAAUCGACGAAGUAGAAAUAAGAAACCCUUUAGGGAGGACAAACUAGAUAGUGCGAUGGCAUUGGAACAAAAUGGGGUAUCUAGUUCAAAAAGUACAGUUAUGGCUAAUUCUACACCGAAAUCUAACGGAGAACUUCCGUUCACGAGAUACAUUUUGUAUUCCGGAUUCGCUGGUGGUGUAGCAGCAUCGUUUUCAAAUAUUUUGGAUGUUGUUAAAACUAGAUGGCAAGUUUCAUUUAGUGAUAAUAAAACGCAUUCGCCGAGAGCAAUUAUAAGAAGCAUGUACCUGAAUGAAGGUGGAUUUAAAGCCUUCACUAAAGGUAUGGGUGCUAGAGUGUUGUGGAUGGUUCCAGCUUCAGCUGUUAGUAUGACUGUGUUUGAGGCCUUGAAAAAUCGUAGAGCGAGAAAGAAGAAAUUUGAAUAA